AGAGGGGGGACUGCUUGAGACGCGACGACGACGACGACGAGGUUGUCAUGGAGCCGCGGGGCCGGGCUCGCGCAUGCGCCGCCGUACCCACGGGUCGUCCGCUUGUGGAGCUGCGACCCCGGUCCUAGGGCAGUCCAGAUGAAAAGAGUACUGAUGUGUCCCCUCGCAGCCCAGUAAAACAUGGAGAGGAAGAACCUGUCCAGAGAGGGCUCUCGAAGGCUGUCAGCCAAACCAAGCAAGGGCUCAGAGAUGAAAAAGGCGUCUCGUCAGCUCGGCCUGGCAGCUGCUGAGUCAGAUAAGGACUCUGGAUUUUCAGAUGGGAGCUCAGAAUGCCUGAGCUCGGCCGAGCAGAUGGAGUCGGAGGACAUGCUGAGCGCCUUAGGCUGGAGCCGAGAGGACAGGCCAAGGCCAAGCUCCAAGCCCGCGAAUGGAGCCUUCCCGACACUGUCCCCCAUGGUGGUCAUGAAGAAUGUGCUGGUCAAACAGGGCAGCAGCUCCUCCCAGCUCCAGUCGUGGACUGUGCAGCCCUCCUUUGAAGUGAUCUCUGCCCAGCCACAGCUCUUAUUCCUUCAUCCGCCUGUCCCGCCUCCUGUCAGCCCGUGUCACGCUGGUGAGAAAAAGUCGGACUCCAGGAACUACUUGCCCAUUCUCAAUUCUUACACCAAAAUAGCCCCUCACCCUGGCAAAAGGGGCCCUUCCCGCAGCGUGGAAGAACGAGGAGACGGCGGCAUGCAGAAGAAGGUCUGUACUGAGAGACUGGGGCCUGGCCUGUCUGCUCGCGAGCCAACCAAGACUGGUGCUGGCCCCCCACAGCCCCUGACCCCCGUGCCCCUUGGCGCCAAGCUUGCCGAGGACUCGGCUCUGCAGGGCGUGCCCUCCCUGGUGGCGGGUGGCAGUCCACAGACUCUGCAGCCAGUAUCCAGCAGCCACGUGGCUAAAGCUCCCAGCCUGACCUUUGCCUCCCCCGCCAGCCCCGUCUGCGCGUCCGACAGUACCCUGCACGGGGUGGAGAGCAGCUCCCCGCUAUCCCCGCCUGCGGCCAGUUACAGCUCCACUCUGUGGGCCGCCGAGCAUUUCUGCCGCAGCCCAGAUAGCUUUCCAGAGCAGCGGCAGAGCAAGCACAGGCGCUUUCAGAAUACCCUGGUAGUCCUGCACAAAUCCGGUUUGCUGGAGAUCACUUUGAAAACCAAGGAGUUGAUUCGUCAGAACCAGGCAACUCAGGUGGAACUCGACCAGCUCAAGGAGCAGACCCGGCUGUUCAUAGAGGCCACUAAGAGCAGGGCUCCUCAGGCCUGGGCCAGGCUGCAGGCGUCUUUAACGUCAGGGUCGGGUCAUUCCGGCAGUGACCUGGAAGCAUUCUCUGAGCAGCCAGACAUGUAACAUCGAAGGCAUAUUUUCCUGUUACUUGAGUGCUGCUUUUUAACUCUUAUACUGUUACCUACUCCUGUUUCCCAAAGCUUACAUAAGAUCUUUUCCUUUUAAACUCAGACUGUUCGUUGGUUCACUUACGAAGCCACAUGCCAGGACCUGGCUGCUGUCUUAACCUGUGGCCUAUGCACAGUUUACCUGUGUCUCUGUUCCAGCAAGGACCUCAGGUUUGGGUGCCCUUGAGCCCCUCUUCCUCAGCCCGCAGGCAGUUUGAUGGCUCAUGGGGCAGAGUGUGAGAGGUGAUCGUGUGGGCCCCUGCUGGCUGUCACCCCCCGCCACCCCACUCACCAGCCGUGAUCGAGGGUGCAGUGAUGCAGAUGAGUGCACAGAGCAGCACCCAUCGAGUCAGGGAGCAGGUGACAUAGGAGCCCUUCAUGGUUCUUCCCCUGAAGGCCUCAGUCACAGACGAAAAUGUAAGAGGAGGGCGCUUGCCUUCCACAAGGCCCUGUGCCCUUUGGCAGAAACCUGAAAUGCUUUGGCACAGAUUGCUCUUCGGAUGCAAGCACUUAAUCACUUAAAGCUUUGUUUUUUUAAACUUGAAAGUCAAAGAGAAAGAGUAGCACUGUUAACUCUUACACUUUAAUCAUAAGCCAGAUUUUUCUUAAACUGGUAGGCGAAAUACUUCAGAUUUGUAAAGUAUAGAAUGGAUUUAGGACCAUCUGGAGCUACAGUUGAUGAAUUGCAUUUUUGACUCAUAGAGUCUAAAGAAAGGAGAAACGGCUAGCGUCUCUUGGUUAGGAGCUGGAAGAUUCUAGUAAUUUAUGCCUUUUUCUCCUCUCUUCUUUUGAAACAAUGCAACCUGUUUUAUAUGUGAAAAUCUUAAAGACAGCUUCAUGGUCUCCAGUUGUGUAAUCCAAGUCAGCCCUGUGCGACCACUUUUUUUCCCUUCUUGUUUUUACAAAAGAAGAAAGAAAAUAUUAUUAAGCUUGAUUAACUUUGAAUUAAAAUCAUUGCAAGGUUAUGACAUAAAAGUCUACAAAAAAUUGGAAAACAUUCUUGUUAUCCGUUUUCUUUCCACAUCCAGAGUUCUCAUUUGUCUGAUGUCACAGUGAUGUGGAGCAGUCUUCCAUGUUUCUUUUAUGCAUUGGAUUUUGGCAGUAAAGCCAAAAAGGUAUAGUGGGUUCUGUGAAGUCCAUCUAGAAACAGAGAGUAUUAUGAGGACUUGCAGGUGUUACACACUUUUUCAGCUUCAUUGUAAACCAGAUUUCUAGGUUGUAAAGUUGCCAAUUUCUUAUGCUCCCAUUUAAAAAUUUUCAUUCUCUUGAAAAUCUUAAGAAAUCCUGUAUGACCAACUUCAUUUUUUCUGCAAGGAAAGUGGUCUUGAAGUUCUUCCAAGGCUAGAAGCUCUUCAUAUAAUUUUAAAAUUACAAGGCUUCGAAUUGCCUGCAUUUUGUUCUCAAAUGCAGUUUAGAAAUAAACAACCCGGUAAACUCCCUUAGACUCUCCUGAUCAAUGCAGAAUAAUUACCUGCCUUGUGCUUUCCGGAAGAGUUUCAGAAAUCGGAGCAAAUAGGUCUUUAAGCAGGUUCAGCUGCUUUUAAUAUUUUUUCUCUUGGCCCACUCCUUUGCCUCUCCUCCAUCUGUGUGGUGCUACUGCAGCUCCACUCUGCACACCAUGCUAGGAAGCUUCCUUUUUGGCAGAAUAUGUUUGGCAGCAAAGCCAUAGAAACAGGUGCAUUCAGAACAGCCUGGGCACCAGGCAUGAGUCUUACUGAGUCAAAAAUCUGAACACACUUGCUGAGAACCAAAUUUACGCCAUCGGAAAACUCCCCUGUGGAGCCGUACGCAUCUUGGGCUCUUCUUCCUAGAUGAAGGUUUGCACUUCCCUCCUGUCAAGCAAAAGACACCGAAAGCCAUCACCAGUGCUCGUUGCUGAGUGGCAGGGAGAAGCAGCGCCCACCCUGGCUCCUCUCAGGUCUUGUAACUUGGUGUGGUGAGUCCCUCUAGGCUGUUGGCAUGGGUGUUCUUUCCCUAGUGGAGGAAUAAGCAGAUGAAGCCAGGUAGAGAAGCUGGUCCACCAGAGAGACAUCCACUGAGGCUAGCAGACGUGUGGGGCCAGAAGCCAGAUCGACAAGUGGAGGAACCUCGGAGUUAACCGGAAGGACCUGCGUUGGUUUCUCACGGCUGUAAGUAGUCACGGUCUUCUGAUACGUGACCUGAUCUCUUCUGCAGUUCUGUGACAAAGCUGUUGUUUUCUGAAAGCUGUUCUUAACUUACAUCAACCCUUAAGUUUUGGCAAGAUGGUGUUGGCAGUGUUGAAACACAUCUAGAAAAAGCUGCUGAUUCAAUUUGUUAUGGGAAUGGAGUUCGGUGACAUUUGUAAUUUAUUACACUCUCCUUGCUUUUAUUGAUUAUGGUAUUGUCUGACUUUGAUUCUUUUGGCAGAACAGUAACUCGUGCAUAUAUUGAAGUGUCUUUCCAGCUAUGAAUUCUUUACAGUAGAGGUUUCUUUACCAAAUGUGAAUUCUUUUGAGGAAGUAUGAAGUUUUGGAGAAAUUGACUGUGAAACGUCAGAGAAAAAUAAAAGUCACUUACUUGA
This is a messenger RNA of Budorcas taxicolor (takin), 3966 nucleotides long. It is a transcript of the gene CIPC, whose product is annotated as CLOCK interacting pacemaker. NCBI's taxonomy places the organism in Eukaryota, Metazoa, Chordata, Mammalia, Artiodactyla, Bovidae. The coding region runs from base 181 to 1380 and encodes 399 amino acids. The record is from RefSeq and is a predicted model, not a curated record. Gene Ontology annotation, biological process: negative regulation of circadian rhythm; negative regulation of DNA-templated transcription. The transcript is spliced from 4 exons. Gene Ontology annotation, cellular component: nucleus.